GCGAGUAAUUUAAAGAUACGCGCGUUUAAGAUGGGCGUAUUCUCCAGUAAGAGCCCGGAUUACGGGCCUAUCCUCAGUCACGAGUUCCUUUGCGAUGCACUUACCAGAUGGUAUGGAGAGCGGGCACACUUCGCACAUUGUUUCCACCUCGACGACCUAUCAACAUCUUUCACCAGCCAAGUGAUCCAAUGGAAGGUCAACACACAAUUCGAAGAAAACAAACACACAUACGCAGAACUCAUGCUAAAACAUCAGCCUUGGAAUAAAACUAGAAGCCUUAGUUUUCGAAGCGCAGAUUUCUUCAAAAACGAGAUUAAUUUUUACGAAAAAGUUCUACCAGAACUUCUAAAGUUUCAAAAUUCGAAAGAUAUUUCUGAAAAAUUCGACAACCAUGUCAAACUUUGUUUCACACAUUAUGAUGGAAAGAAUGAUAGGAUAUGCCUACAAGACAUUAGGACUGACGGAUUUAAAACCAAUGAAAUAAUAGAUUUAGAACAUGGGAAAUUAAUCUUAAAAACAUUAGCUAGAUUUCAUGCUCUCUCAUUCGCGUUAAAAACUGAAAAUCCUGUUAAAUAUAAGAUAAUAACUAAAGAAAUUACUGAAACAUACUACGAUGAAAGAUUUUGGAGUUGGUACAAGAAAUUAUGGAGUCAAAUUUGCGCGGUAGCUAUAAAUGCUAUAGAAACCGAAUAUCCUAAUAGCAUUUAUGCAAAGAAAAUAAAAGAAUUCGCUGUACCCAAACGUUUUAAAGAUUUGGCAAAAGCAGUCAAAGAAAAUAAAGUUAUUUUGCAUGGAGAUUGCAGAUCUAAUAACUAUAUGUUUAAAUAUAAUAAUGGAAUACCAGUUGAUGUCAAAAUGGUGGAUUUUCAACAAGUUAGAUGUGCUAGUCCAGUACUAGAUGUAUCUACUGUAAUUUAUAGUAACGUAGCACUAUUAAAAGAUUACGAGGGACUUUUGAAGUAUUAUCAUGGAAAUUUGGCGAUGAGAAUAAAAGAACUUGAUGGUGAUCCAGAUGUAUAUACAUUUGAUAUGUUUAUGGGAGAUGUGAGGAAUUAUUCGUAUUUUGGCCUGGCUUUUAGUUUUGAAGCGGCGUGUACGAAGCUGACGUAUGUUGAUAUAACGAAAAAAGUAUGUGAUGAGUGGAUAUGUGCCGACGUAAACAAAUAUAAAAUAGUCGACAUAGCCGAUGCCUACGAAAUCAAGAAUUUUGAAAAAGAUGGCCGACUAAAUCUAGCCAAUAGUAUCGUGCACUGUAUUGACAACGGUUAUAUUUAA
Messenger RNA from Cydia amplana, 1275 nucleotides. RefSeq lists its product as uncharacterized. Bases 31 to 1275 code for a protein of 414 amino acids. The record is from RefSeq and is a predicted model, not a curated record. NCBI's taxonomy places the organism in Eukaryota, Metazoa, Arthropoda, Insecta, Lepidoptera, Tortricidae. The transcript is spliced from 4 exons.